Messenger RNA from Linum trigynum, 213 nucleotides. NCBI's taxonomy places the organism in Eukaryota, Viridiplantae, Streptophyta, Magnoliopsida, Malpighiales, Linaceae. The record is from the annotation of a GenBank genome assembly.
AUGGUGUUGAACAAUGCUCAACUUCAUCCUGCUAUUACCUUCUCCAACAAGAUGUUUUGCAAGGAUAAAGAGUUUUCGAGGUAUGUGCGUCACUUUCGUGACCACGCUAUCUAUCCAGCCUUUACUAUUCAGACCUCUGCCUUCACCAAAUAUGAUAUGGAUGUCUGUGGUCUCGUUCGUAAUCUUGGAUGGGAGUCUUUGUUCGAGCAUUAG